UCUUGCAAAUAAUGAUAUGUGAGUGAGAAAAAAAAAUCAGUCAGUGAAUAUCAGAAGAUUCAGAAGAACAUUCAGAAGUGAAGGCGCAUUGCAGGUCACGAAGUGGACCCAUUCGGCUGAAGUUGAAGGGCCUUCUUGCACAGCUGAAAUGCCGCGGCGCAGGCGUGAGCGAUCUAUCAGCCCAGAAAAUGAUCAGGGCGCCACUCAAGCAAGCAAUAGCACUGCCAGCCAGAUCAGAGAUAUUGACGACAUGGACCCUGUGGCGCGCAAGGAACUGCGGAAGAUACUCUGUGUAGGACCCCAGUGGGAAAACCCCCUUCUGUGGCAGGACUCUGACUUCAUGGUGCGUGCGAAGCAGCUUCUGCCGAUCCAUGUCAGGGUCUUCCACUUUCCUGAGGAAGUCAUCGCCCUCGCGCCUCAGUGGACAUCUGCUGUGGGGACUGGAGCAAAUGCAAAGGAUGCACUGGAGGAGCUGCAGGAGAUGCUGCAGGCCUUGAAGGAAGAUGCGCUGGAAGAUGCAGAAAACAUGUUGUUCACGCUGCGGCGCAUUCCACUCCAGUCCAGCCAGCAGAUCGCAGAGCAGUGGUGCAAAUUUAAUGCAGAGUGGUUUGCCGACCUUGAGCGCGAGUGCACGAAAAACACGUGGCAUGUGAUCAGAAUCUGAACAACGGUACUGUACAAGAUGCCUCUCUGCCACGUCCCAGAAGAUGCUUUAAAUGAUUUGGAGCUUUUGUAGCAUAAUCCUCUGCAAUAUGCAAGCUGCUGAGAUUGCAAGGCCUUGCCAUUGUCUGAAAAGGUGCUUGCACUGCUGUGCCCAAGCAUGGCUGAGCAGCUUCACCAAGUCAGUUCUAGCUGUGUUGGCUUUGAGGGCUGCAGCUACUGUAGAAUGCCAAUGUCCAAGACAAGAACAAACCCAUGAUCCAUGCGCUGAUGUGGCAGCGGAGGGUGCUUAAACUGAAAAGCCAGAACAGUGAAGAAAGGACGGCCGGCAUGCGCUUUGUGCUCAUGCAGAAAUAGGGUCUGCUACACUGGGAAUGGCUUUCCAUCAUGCAAUAAUCUGGGCGCUUGGCCCGUGAGGUUUCCAGUUGUAGGCUGUAGAUGGUGCAUGCUUAAUGUCUGGCAGCAGUGCUCAUCGGCUGAGGCGCUUUUAUUUGUCGCUGUAAUUGUGUGUAUAUGGAU
This is a messenger RNA of Coccomyxa subellipsoidea C-169, 1179 nucleotides long. RefSeq lists its product as hypothetical. The transcript has 3 exons. Lineage: Eukaryota; Viridiplantae; Chlorophyta; Trebouxiophyceae; Coccomyxaceae. The record is from RefSeq and is a predicted model, not a curated record. The coding region runs from base 149 to 664 and encodes 171 amino acids.